Macrosiphum euphorbiae (potato aphid) is the source of this 891-nucleotide messenger RNA. Lineage: Eukaryota; Metazoa; Arthropoda; Insecta; Hemiptera; Aphididae. The record is from the annotation of a GenBank genome assembly.
AUGGAGCCGGCAAGGAAACGAGGUGCACUAGCUGGGAGCAGCGAACCGGCCCCCAUAGGGCCCGACGAUCUUGUUAAUGAAAUGUCAAUUGAUGUUGAAUUUGAGGGCCGCGGUCCAGAAAUCAGAGAUUAUCAUUGUAUUAAACAGUUAUUACAACAACUAUUCUUAAAAGCCCCAGUAAACCUGUCUGAUAUGACUUCAGUACUGAUUCAUCAACCCAACAUUGGCUCAGUUAUAAAGCAAGUUGCUGAUGAGGAUGAUGAAGAGCAAGAUGAAGAUGAUGAUGACGAUGAUGCCGACCAAGUGUUUGGGAUAACUUCAGUUAUCAAUAUUACAGAUAAGACAAGUGAAUGUGUAGAAAAUUUACACAAAUUAAUGUUGGACUUAAGUAACCAACAUAGUGAUAGUGACACAACACUAUUUGUCAACCGAUUGUUGAGUGAUAAUGAUAAUAAAGUUGGGUUGUUAAUAAACGAAAGAUACGUCAACAUACCUCCAGCUAUUUCUGUGCCAUUAUUUCAAGCCCUUCGCAAGGAAAUGUUCAAGCUAAAAAGUAAGAAACAAUCAUACAAUUUUGAUUAUCUUAUUAUGAUAUGCAAACUGUAUAAAGUGAAGAACGAUAAGAAGGGAAACAAAAGUUUUGAAAACUCAGAAAUAUUAUGGUCAAAUGGUGAAGAGGAGUUGUUUGACAAAUUAGCAGAUUACAAGUUUGAGUUUUGUGUGAAAAAUGACAAGGGUCCUGCUUUGUCUGGCACCUGGGUAGAAUCAGAUCCUGAAAUGAUUCCUUUUAGACGUGUUCUGAUUUUCACUGUGGACAAAUUCUGUUCAAUAACUGACCAACUUGAAUCUUGGUUAGUGAACAAUGAUACCGCAGAUCAGGAUGAAGGUUAA